GGCGAGGUUCUUGCAAGCUGCAACGGGUGGUGCUUCAUUCAAGUCCAUCAAAUCGAAGGUGUCAGAAGAUAGUGAUAUUGUGGACCUUGCCUGGGGGGAUUUGUAAAGCAUCGCCAGUUGAUUGUCUUGAUCGAUUUGACGUGAUGAAGCCUUCCCAGCUUAGAUUUGUUCUCCUCCUCACUCUAACUUUUGCAGCUUGCAAAUCACAAGCGUCCCGAACAGAGCCGGAGUCACCGGCUUUGCAACCAAGCGCUUAUGAGCGGCUGACUGAGUAUCAUCUUCCCCCGGGGCUCCUCCCAGACAACGUGCUGAACUACACUCUCAAGGCGGACGGCGAAUUCACACUCACCCUGAAGUCCAAAUGCAGCAUCGUCUACUCCAUACCUGACGAUGAGGUGUUGGUGCAUUAUGACAAGCACAUCACUGGCACCUUGAAGAAUCUUGCCAUCUCAGACCUGACGGGAGUGUCCACCAAGGAGUUCUUCUGGCUGGCGGUCACGCUGAUUCAUAAAGACAAGAUCGACGAUGACGUGGUGUAUUUCAAUGCAGGGUACCUGUACAGGAGUUUCCCCGAGAGCGUGUUUGCAUCCCCGAGGUCGUGCAGCGCAAACUUGAGUCCCGAAGUAUGAGGCAAUUCCCGAGGUUACGUAAGAGAGCAGGUUGUGCACCCUGGAAAGCUUCAGGGCGCCACUGUAGAGUCAGGCUGGCCAAGGUGAUCUGCAGUAUAAUUGCAUGUUCUUGACACAUGCGCAAGUAAUGAAAGUCUGUAGGCUACGAUUACAUUGCAACAGUUGGCAAGGGCCUAGUAUAGCACGGAUGUUCUUCUUGUUCGACAGGUGCUCCAUGCUUCAGAGUACUCGCUCGAUCGUUUUUGUGAGUCGCAGGGGGACCUUGAAAUUGGAGAGUCCCUUUUGGUUUUUGCUGAGCUAGUUAUGACAACAAAGGGGCGUUCAUGUGCUCAUCCCGUUCUGCAUUCAGUGCAGAAAGGUGCUUGCAGAUCAUUCUUGUAGAUGCUGCAGUGGUCAUGCGCAUCGUAUUGGCCUUUCAAACGGU
Klebsormidium nitens is the source of this 1053-nucleotide messenger RNA. Lineage: Eukaryota; Viridiplantae; Streptophyta; Klebsormidiophyceae; Klebsormidiales; Klebsormidiaceae. The record is from the annotation of a GenBank genome assembly.